GACGUUCCCGUGUAAACAGCCAAGCUCAGUGCGCAUUCAGCUCAGCACGAGGAUAGGUUUCUGUGCCCUGGAUUUAUACAUUCGAGCUGCACUAAAAGAUGUCCGCACCACCUCCGGUGGUUCCGAGAAAGCAUUCAGGGGUCCGCGUCAUGCCAACUCCAGGAGAGCAGCCUCCUCCUGGUGGCCUUCCAAUCUACAAAGACUCUGGAAAAGUGAACGGUGACACUGGGGAGUCAAAUAAUACAUCUCUACUGAAUGCAGCGAGAGAAGUGGAGAUUCUGAACCACUGCUUUGAUGAUGUGGAGCGAUUCAUGUCACGCUUGCAGCAGACAGCCGAGGCCCAGAGCAUUCUCAACCAGAGGGGGAAGAAGACGAGAAGCAGGAAAAGCAAGAAGAAGCAGAACCAAGAUGAUGAUUUGUUGACCAUGAAAGCUUGCCCUCCGUCAGAGGAAGAAUUUGUGGAUAUCUUUCAGAAAAUCAAGUACUCUCUCAGUCUGCUGGACCGCCUGAAGUCAUCCAUCACUGACCCUGAUGCACCGGACCUGUUGCAUCCCAUCUUUGUGCCUCUUAAACUGAUGGUGAAUACCACUGGAGGGCCAGAGUUAGGUGCAUCAGUGGUCAGUCCUGCUAUGACCAGUGGUGCUGUUUCACUGCUCCAAGAGCACCUGACUGAGGGGGAAAAGGGGCUGUGGACUUCAUUAGGGCCCAACUGGACUUCACCCCGUUCACAGCUUAGUGUGUCUGUUCCACCAUACACACCUGUCUUCCUGGAUGGGUGGCAGCCUCCUGCCUCUGAUUCAACCAGCCAGACUUUGGAGGAUCCCAUUGAGUCGCAGCACAAACAAGAUGCCUUCAGGGAAAGUAGGGCGGCACAAACUCUACAGAACCAACCACGACAGACAGCGGAAGGCCAUGCGGAAGACACUGAUGAAGUAAAUGAAAGUAGCCUUCCGCCAGAGGGUGAGAGACUUUACUGCUGCAGUUAUGACUUUGUGGCUCGAAACAGCAGUGAGCUCUCUGUGCUACAAGGAGAAACACUAGAGGUGAUUGAGUCAUCAAAACGAUGGUGGAAGUGUCGAAAUCGCUUUGACCAGAUAGGAUUUGUCCCCUUUAAUAUCCUGGAGCCUCUGUCUGCUCUGAAUAACACUGGGAGAGACAGUCCAGUGGUACGCAGACAGUCAACGAGGACGGCCCUUUCCCCUCGGUCAAAGUACUUCUCAUAUGCUCCACAAAGCCUGACUGGGACCAGUCCGACAAGCCCAUUGCGACCACAGAGCAUGGUUUUACCUUCAACAACAAUGCAGGGAGAGGACAGUGACCGGGUCCUAAUAAUGAAUGAUGAGCUUCUUCAGCGGCUGGCUGAGAAGAGAGGCUCAGUCCGCAGGGUGGUCCCCCGCACAGCUGACACUUCUGUCCCCCUGAACUAUCACUCACCGUCUGCUGAGGUGGAGGCCUGGCUCACCAGCAAGAGCUUCAGUCAGCAGACGAUUCAGAGUCUGGGAAUUCUGAAUGGAGCUCAGCUGUUUUCCCUGAAUAAAGAGGAGCUCCGCGUGGUGUCACCAGAGGAAGGUGCAAGAGUUUACAGCCAAAUCCUGAUACAGAAGGCCCUCCUGGAGGUUUGUCGACUGUUUGUUUUGGCUGUACUGUGUGUUUUUGUGUGUGUGUUUGGUUGGUCAUGCCUGGAUCCAGAUUUUUUGAGGUGGUUGUUUGCUUAGCCUUGACUGAUGCACAGACUUGCGUCAUUUUACAUUGUUACUGACCUACAUUGAUUAGACAUUAUUUACUUUUUGAUUUACAAAACUCCAAAUCUAUAUUAACUGAAGUGGACCUUGUUGAUCAAUAGCUGUGGUGGGUAGAUUUUAUAGUUAAUUACUAAGGAGCCCUCUUGUUGUUGGUCUGGUAUUAAACAAAUAUCAUAAUGCGCAUACAGCACAGACACUGGUUUUAUAAUGCAACCGAAUGACAGCAAAAAUAACCGUUUCAAACUAAUGGAUAAAGACGUUGGGAGGAUUCUUUACCAAGGUCAAGGCUGUAGAGGGGUUGUGAAGGGCAUGCAGUGAGAUAAACCACUAACAACACCUGAGUUGUUUCACAGCAUGUUCAGCAUGUCUAUCGACUGAUGUAGAGUAUCUCACAGUUUUUCACUCAUUACGGUUGCAACAGAAGAGAGGAAACUAAAGUCUCCUGGAGAAUGCGGGCAUAGAUCGCACUACCUCUUGCAUGCUAAAUGAGCGUUCUCUGCUCAAAGACGAGGUGGCUGAGUGGUUAAGGCGAUGGAUAGCAACGUAGCUGGUUACUUUGAUUGUAGUCUUCACCAUGUAUGUCACGAAUCUCCCAGUGUUAGACCAGCAGGUGCUUAAACGAACGCACUCGUUGCCAUGUUAAUGUCCGUGUAGCUUUCUGUCGUUCCUCUCUGAGCACUUCCUUCGAUAGCUCAGUUGGUAGAGCGGAGGACUGUAGGUGGGUAGAGACAGCGAUCCUUAGGUCGUUGGUUCAAAUCCGGCUCGAAGGAGGAUCUUUUUCUUGGCCUGUAUGUAGCUUUUUGCCAAUCGGAAAGCAACGUAUCUGGUUACUUUGAUUGUAGCUCACGGUUUUUCACCCAUUACUUUUGCAACAGAAGAGCGGAAACUAAAGUCUCCUGGAGAAUGCGGGCAUCGAUCCCGCUACCUCUCGCAUGCUAAGCGAGCGCUCUACCAUUUGAGCUAAUUCCCCUUGCGGCCCCCCACAAGGCACUGCGAUCAGACCUGAGAUGGGUUCGAAUCCCAUCCUCGUCGCACUUGAGGAAACUUUAAUCGGCCAUCUUCACAUGUCAGCAAAAUACCAAACCUUAACUGGCAUUUAAGCUGUGUUUCUCAUGUGGCUUUAAGCAAAUGCUCGCUGCAUGCUACGUGCUUCGCUCGGGCAUGUCCGUCUAGAGGCCCCCUACCCGUCGUCCUCGUCUGUUCGGAAUAGAAAGAGUUGAAGGCAGUCUUUUUCAGAGCCGCCUGUUUCGUUGCUUGAUUUCUUUGGGGAAAAAUUUCAAAGCUCACGGUUUUUCACUCAUUACUUUUGCAACAGAAGAGAGGAAACUAAAGUCUCCUGGAGAAUGUGGGCAUCGAUCCCGCUACCUCUCGCACACCGCCUGCUGACACAAACGAGCUCGCAGCUCAACGACGAGGUGGCCGAGUGGUUAAGGCGAUGGACUGCUAAUCCAUUGUGCUCUGCACGCGUGGGUUCGAAUCCCAUCCUCGUCGCACUUGAGGAAUCUUUAAUCGGCCGUCUUCACAUGUCACCAAACCU
Molecule: messenger RNA, 3279 nt
Organism: Acanthopagrus latus (yellowfin seabream)
Lineage: Eukaryota; Metazoa; Chordata; Actinopteri; Spariformes; Sparidae
Gene: eps8l1a
Product: eps8 like 1a
Exons: 13
Coding region: 99-1715 (538 amino acids)
Biological process (GO): regulation of Rho protein signal transduction; Rho protein signal transduction; positive regulation of ruffle assembly
Cellular component (GO): ruffle membrane; vesicle; plasma membrane
Molecular function (GO): actin binding
Source: RefSeq, a predicted model, not a curated record